AGAAGAUUGGAAGUAGAUUAAACCCAAACGCAAGACUACAGCCUGAAGUGCAAAAAAAUAUUUACCAUCAUCUUCAUAGUAAGGUUAUUAAGGCAAGAAUGAAUGGCGUAAAAGUUUAAUCAAGACUUUUGCGUGCUCGAAGCCCGCAAGGAAGUCGAGCCAUAAUCCGUCUGAAGCCUGUAAAUUUAUUAAAUUCUCGGAGCAAGCACAGCCUGCGGUGUGGGUGAAAGUGUGUGUGUGUGUGUUGUGUUCUAGAUCAGAAGCAAUCCUGGGAAAGCACGGAGAGUUGGUGUUGGAUGGAAUUUUCGAUUGCUUCCAUGAAAUCGCAGUGGCGCUUGCUUUCGGUAGGAUGACGGACUCUGCUUACCGGGUCGAUACCACGUCCCGUCUCGCUCAAUGGCGUUUCGAUGAUUUUGGCUUUUCUUACCGCAAAUCCGAUCCUUUCAAGAUCGGCAACUGGAACUGGCAUUUAGUUGUGGAAAAGAAUCGAAAAAUAUGGUUGAUUAAACUCUCCCCAGAGAUACCAAAGUUAGCUGGAGACGGUCCUCCUCCGCCCGUUGCUUCCUUCGACAUUCGUAUAAUAUCCUUUUUGGGAGGCCGCAAGACUUUGGUUCAUCCAGAAGUUAGGGAUAAGCCGCUGCAUAGUGGUAAGGAUUUUAUCUGGGCGCUUGAGGUUCCAUUGACCGGGAGAUUCAUCAUUGAUGUUGAGUUUCUUGAUCUCAAGACUGCAUCUCCAGACGGAGGCGGAGGCGGAGGCGGAGGCGAGGAAUUAUGUUCGAUCUGGGGUGUGAGUGAAGGGUUCCCACACCCACAGAAACAGAACACAAGAGCAGUUUCUUGUAUUUCUCUUGGGCGAAUGUUAUCAGAAAGUAUCCACACAGAUAUCAUCAUCCGUGCUUCGGAUGGAAGCAUUGGGGCCCACAGGGCGGUUCUUGCAGCCCGUUCACCGGUCUUUCGAAGCAUGUUCUCCCACGACCUGAAAGAGAAAGAGAUGUCUGCCAUAAACAUCUCUGACAUGUCCAUUCAAGCUUGCCAAGCUUUUCUCAGCUAUAUAUACGCUAACAUACAGUACCAAGAUUUUCUCACUCACAGACUCCAUCUUCUCAGAGCUGCUGACAAGUAUGAUGUUUCAGAUCUCAAAGAUGCAUGCCAAGAAAGCCUGUUACAAGAUAUUCAUGCCAACAACGUUCUUGACAGGCUCCAGAGCGCUUUUCUUUAUCGUUUGCCAAUGCUCAAGCUCGGAUGCCUUGAGUAUCUUGUCAAGUUUGGUAAGAUUUUUGACAUUAUAGAUGAAUUCAAUGCAUUUAUACAAUCUGCUGAUAGGGAACUCAUAGCUGAAGUUGUAAAUGAAAUUCUUUCUGUUUGGAAAGGUUUCUGAAACUCUGAUCCAUUAUUAAUUUGUUUAUCUACUGAUUCAAUGCAUUUACCACC
Lactuca sativa (garden lettuce) is the source of this 1431-nucleotide messenger RNA. RefSeq names its product BTB/POZ domain-containing protein At1g55760. The record is from RefSeq and is a predicted model, not a curated record. NCBI's taxonomy places the organism in Eukaryota, Viridiplantae, Streptophyta, Magnoliopsida, Asterales, Asteraceae. Gene Ontology annotation, molecular function: protein binding.